Fusarium graminearum PH-1 is the source of this 381-nucleotide messenger RNA. RefSeq lists its product as uncharacterized. NCBI's taxonomy places the organism in Eukaryota, Fungi, Ascomycota, Sordariomycetes, Hypocreales, Nectriaceae. The transcript is spliced from 2 exons. Bases 1 to 381 code for a protein of 126 amino acids. The record is from RefSeq and is a predicted model, not a curated record.
AUGUAUACUGCACCAGGAAUCCUCACCCUCACCGGUUCCAACAGGAUGACCCUCACGUUCAUUAUUGACGACGUGCAUUUUACUUUAACGGGAAAUAUUAACCCCGCUAUGCCGCCUUUCAAGGCAAACCAAGUCAUCCUUACAUACAACAAUGUCCAUGAGCUGAGUUCCACAGUAUCAUUCGAGGGACAAAUCGGACCAAACAACUUUAAAUUGAACCUCGAAAAUGGUGUCACCGCCGAGGGUUAUCUUGAUUUCCCUAUCAGCCCUGCCUCGAGAAUCAGCGGAUCUGGCCGACGAAGCAACUGCAACACUCGCGCUGCCUAUCAAGGAAUCUUCUAUAUCUAUUCAUAUUUGCUUUCCAAGCAUGAUUGCCGAUAA